GGUUCUGGAUUACUCAUCCAUUGACAUCACUCUGCCAUUGUUUCUGAUAAAUGCUAAUUGUGAAAUUAUUUGGAAUAUUCUGAGGAUAUGUCAGGUUGGCAAAGAGACAGUACAGACAACUGAAGAUCAGGUCAUGAAGAGGGAUAUGCCACCAGCCUUCAUCAAAGUUGAAAAUGCCUGCACUAAAUUGAUCCAGGCUGCACAGAUGCUGAAGGACAAUCCAUAUGCUGUACCUGCACGCGAUUACCUCAUUGAUGGUUCUAGAGGUAUUCUUUCUGGAACUUCAGACUUACUCUUGACGUUUGACGAAGCGGAGGUUCGUAAAAUCAUCCGUGUCUGCAAAGGCAUCUUGGAAUAUCUUACAGUAGCUGAAGUGGUCGAAACUAUGGAGGAUUUGGUGACUUACACCAAAAAUUUGGGUCCAGGAAUGACUAAAAUGGCUAAAAUGAUUGAUGAAAGACAACAGGAAUUGACUCAUCAAGAGCACAGAGUUAUGCUGGUAAACUCCAUGAACACAGUGAAAGAACUUCUUCCUGUACUGAUUUCAGCUAUUAAGAUUUUUGUAACUACGAAGCAGUUCAAAAGCCAAGGAGUGGAAGAAGCUCUAAAGAACCGUAACUUCACUGUGGAGAAGAUGAGUACUGAAAUCAAUGAGAUCAUUCGUGUUCUGCAGCUGACAUCCUGGGAUGAAGAUGCUUGGGCUAGUAAGAAGGAUACAGAAACUAUGCGAAGAGCUCUAGCUAUGAUUGACUCAAAGAUAGACCAGGCCAAGAAUUGGCUAAGUGAUCCCAAUGCACCUCCAGGUGAUGCUGGGGAGCAGGCAAUCAAACAAAUACUGGAUGAAGCUGGCAAAGUUGGAGAACUUUGUGCGGGCAAAGAACGAAGAGAAAUUCUAGGUACUACCAAGGCUUUAGGCCAGUUGACUGACCAAGUAUCUGAACUCCGAGCCAGAGGUCAAGGUGCAACCCCUAUUGCCAUGCAAAAAGCACAGCAAGUAUCUCAAGGACUCGACAUGUUAACAGCUAAGGUGGAGAAUGCGGCCAGGAAGCUGGAGGCAAUGACAAAUUCAAAACAGGCUAUUGCCAAGAAAAUAGAUGCUGCUCAGAGCUGGCUGGCAGAUCCACAUGGAGGCCCUGAAGGAGAAGAGCACGUCCGUGGUAUUUUAACAGAAGCUAAGAGAAUUGCAGAUCUUUGUGAAGACCCCAAAGAACGGGAUGAUAUACUACGUUCAAUUAACGAAAUUGGAGCAUUGACAGCUAAGCUGUCUGACCUGAAAAGGCAAGGUAAAGGUGAUACUCCAGAAGCACGUGCUUUGGCAAAGCAAAUUGCUACCACACUACAGAAUUUGCAGACUAAGGCAAACCGAGCAGUGGCCAAUAGUAGGCCUGUAAAAGCAGCAGUCAAUUUGGAAGGCAAAAUAGAACAAGCCCAGCGCUGGAUUGAUAAUCCGACUGUUGAUGGGCGUGGUGUGGGCCAAGCAGCUAUUCGUGGACUUGUAGCUGAGGGACGUCGACUGGCAAAUGCAAUGAUGGGACCCUAUCGGCAGGAACUCGUUGGAAAGUGUGACAAAGUAGAACAGCUAGCUGGACAACUUGCAGAGUUGGCAGCUCGGGGUGAAGGUGACAGUCCCCAGGCCAGAGCAGUUGCUGCACAAUUGCAGGAUGCACUAAAGGAUCUAAAAGGCAAAAUGCAAGAAGUCAUGACCCAGGAAGUAUCUGAUGUUUUUAGUGACACGACCACUCCAAUUAAGUUGCUUGCUGUAGCAGCAACAGCUCCACCAGAUGCACCAAAUAGAGAGGAGGUGUUUGAAGAAAGAGCAGCUUAUUUUGAGAACCAUGCUGCCAAGCUUGGUGCCACAGCAGAGAAAGCUGCUGCUGUUGGGGCUGCAAAUAAAAGCACAGUGGAAGGUAUACAGACAGCUGUGAAAUCUUCCCGGGAGUUAACACCACAGGUGGUUUCAGCUGCUCGCAUCUUGUUGAGAAAUCCUGGUAACCAGGCAGCCAAUGAACAUUUUGAAACCAUGAAGAACCAGUGGAUUGAUAAUGUUGAGAAAAUGACCGGUUUGGUGGAUGAAGCGAUUGAUACCAGAUCUCUCUUGGAUGCCUCUGAAGAAGCCAUCAAGAAAGACAUAGACAAGUGCAAGGUAGCCAUGGCCAAUGUACAACCCCAAAUGCUGGUUGCUGGAGCAACAAGCAUUGCCCGUCGUGCAAACCGAAUUCUACUGGUCGCAAAGAAGGAAGUCGAAAAUUCAGAAGACCCAAAAUUCCGUGAAUCAGUCAAAGCAGCAUCUGAUGAUCUAAGUAAAACUAUCUCUCCUAUGGUAAUGGAUGCUAAAGCUGUCGCUGGGAACAUUUCAGAUCCUGGUUUGCAGAAAAGUUUCUUGGAUUCAGGAUAUCGAAUUUUAGGUGCUGUAGCCAAAGUUAGAGAAGCCUUCCAGCCUCAGGAACCAGAAUUUCCUCCUCCUCCACCUGAUCUAGAUCAACUUCAUUUGAAUGAUGAACCUGCUCCUCCCAAACCACCACUUCCGGAGGGUCAGGUUCCUCCACCAAGACCACCUCCCCCUGAGGAAAAAGAUGAAGAAUUCCCUGAAAUGAAAGCUGGAGAAGUGGUCAAUCAGCCUAUGAUGGAGUCUGCCAGGCAGUUGCACGAUGAAGCCAGAAAGUGGUCUAGCAAGGGUAAUGACAUCAUUGGUGCUGCAAAGAGGAUGGCCUUGUUAAUGGCAGAAAUGUCACGACUGGUGCGUGGUGGUAGUGGAAACAAACGUGCCCUCAUUCAUUGUGCUAAAGACAUAGCUAAGGCAUCUGAUGAAGUGACACGAUUGGCAAAGGAAGUUGCCAAACAAUGUACUGAUAAGCGAAUCAGGACUAACCUUUUACAGGUGUGUGAACGUAUCCCAACUAUCAGUACACAACUUAAAAUUCUUUCUACUGUGAAAGCUACAAUGUUGGGACGCACUAACAUUAGUGAAGAGGAGUCUGAGCAGGCUACAGAAAUGUUGGUUCACAAUGCUCAGAACCUGAUGCAAUCGGUUAAGGAAACUGUACGAGAAGCAGAGGCAGCUUCAAUUAAGAUCAGAACAGAUGCAGGAUUCACCCUUCGUUGGGUUCGGAAAACUCCAUGGUACCAGUAAAAUGAAGAGUAUUUCCUAGUCUUUGCCAUCUUGCUGCAUUAAGAGAAAAUUUCCUAUGGAUGAACAAAAUACUCUACAUCUAAUUGGAGUGUAAAAGGAAUCAAAAUGGCAAUGUAUUGUAGUGUUAACAAUUCUAAUCUACAGCUUUCACUAGUAACAAAACCUUUGAAAGUUAACAGUAUAUUCAUUUUGUGUAUACAAUAUUAAUUUGAAUUAUGAAAUGAUUAGCUUUGUUUUACACUUGGUUUCCUAAAAUUUCACAUUAAGAACGGUAUAUUGCUUCAACACCUAUUUCUCAUUUAUCCCUAUUAAACAGAAUGAAUCAUACAUUUAAUCUGACAUAGAAAAGAUACAGUGAAGCUCUUGCUUGUUCAAGACCUGCUAUUUACAAAUAUGAAGAACUGCUGUAGUCAAUAGACAAAAUGUGUAGCUUUAAUCUAUAACCAGCUUAAUAUUAACUCAAGGUUUUUUCUUCCAAUGGGGUAUGACACAUUUUGGUGUACAAUUUAUGUACACUAAUGAUCUGGGAGCCAUAUGUCUGAUCUAUCUUGACCCUGAAGAUAGUAUUGAACACAAUGACAGUUACACAGAUGUACUUGCUGUGGCCAAGCUGUGCUAUGGCAGAAUACAUGCUCAGUUGAUUAUUAAGUUUGUUUAUUUGCUGUUCGUUAGGUCCCUGAUGAUUGAUUCAGUUGUUAAGCCAAAGACACUAAGAUGUUAAAUUACUUUGAUUGGCAUUGUUUGAGAAGUGCACUACCAAUCAUGGAACAUAGUCUAUUAUGUCAUCAGUAUUUGGCCUGAUGGAUCCUGAAUACUAGUAAUUGAAAAGUGCACAUAUGAUUAUCCAGUAUGAAUACAUAAUUAAUUUGCUGAAAUUCUGGUACAGUGCACAGGCUAAGAUUAAGCAUGGUGCUGUUUUGAAUAUAUUUAGGUAUUAGGAUCAAGUACUGAAGGAAUUAUUAGUUUUUACUAACUCCAUCACAUGUUUAAAUCUACAUUAAUGUAAUCUCAAAGUCUGGACUGAAUCAAAAAUGGUGCAAUGAUUAACAGUUUAAAAUGUUUGUCAAUUGAGAAAUUAUGCUUUUUAAUGAAGUGAUAAUUGGAUGCAUGCUAAGUGGAUAGAAUGAUUUUAUGAAUUACAAAAUUUCAAUUUGGAAUGGUUCAUUUGUGAAAAUAAACAAAUGCAUGUUAAUUAUUGAGGGAAAUUGAUUGUUCACAAUAUUUUGAACAGCCAUUUUUUUGAAAUAAUGUAUUUGUUAGAAUUUGUGUAUUUUUAAUCUGAAAUGUAUACAAUUGCUUAACAAUAUGUUGCUCAAUUUUGCAUUGUGCAUACUUUCCACAGGGAUCUGAAAGAACAAGUGUUUCCAACGAACAGAUUUGAGAAUGGUACUUGUGUACAAUUGUUGAAAAUGUGUAUUAUUUCCAUGUCACAAGUUGAAGUAUUAGAAUAUUCAACUAGUUACAAACCUUCAAAAGAACUCAUUCCCCCCAUUUUAAAUGACUUUCAGUAAUUGCUGUCAAAAAACAGUAUUUGAACUGCAUUUUGGAAAAUGUCCGAUGUAGACUAGUUUCAAAAAUGUUGCAAAUUUAAGAUGGAGUUAAAGAUGUAGAAAACAUGGAAGAUAAUUAAGUUAUUAUUGUGACAUUUGACUUGUUAAAUAAUUUGCCUGCAUUUAUAUUAAAACUGGCAGUUACAUCUAUAAUUAAAAUUUCACGCACAUGCAAGUUGUGGCGUUUUUUUGCCAGCACAUUUUCAAAUCAAAUUAGAAAAUGAAAAGGGAUGAAAAAUGAAACUGUUACGGCUGCACUUCUUAAGGGACUGAUGCUUAUUUAUCUCUGCCUAAUUGGCUUUGAUAGGCAUCAUGAUUGCAAUGAAGUUAUAAAAGUGUAUUACUUCUAUGUGGAGAGCAUUGGUGUACAAAAUGCUGGUGAUUACUUAUUUAACAGUUUAGAAACUGUUGUUGCCUCAAUUAAGUGUAUCUUAUUGGUAGUAACUACUAAAUUCAAUACUUUAUUCAUGUUAAGUUUUUUUUAAUUUUUUCUUGGGAGGAAGUGUGUCACUGGCAAGGCUAGCAUUUGUUCUUCCUCCUUACUAUCCUUUGAACUGUUGCUGGAGGCAGCAGUUCAAAUUGAUAAGUCAAAAGAAAUCUUGGAACUAUUGUUUGUCCAUCCAGUACUUGGCAGCUGUGAAAAUUAAAUGACCACAUCCCUACUAUUCAACUUGAAAAAACAUAAGUAUAAAUGGAAUGUGCUGUAAUCAAGCAGUAGACUUUAUCUUUGAUACAUCUUUUCUAAAUGAAGAUAAUAUUAAUACAAAUAGGGAAACAAUUACACUUCAGUUCCAGUACAUAUUUUAAUGGUUGUUACUUCAUCAAAUUUUUAUGUGAAAGAAUAUUUAUUCUUCUAAGUCACUCAAUUUAUCAAAGCAUUGUGAUUUUUAAGCCAUGUUUGUAGAUUCGCUAUUUUACUAUAAAGCCUAAAUACAUUGUAAUUUUACAUCGGAUACUGGAUUUCUAAACAUUAGUUUCGGAAUUAGGAUUAUGUUCAGACUGCCAGCUUCAGUUUAGUGGAGGGCAGUGAAAUUGAGGUCAAACUCUAAUUGUAAUAUGGUCUAAUGUAUUGUACCACGUAAUAAAUCAUGUAUCAAAUACC
This is a messenger RNA of Rhincodon typus (whale shark), 5782 nucleotides long. It is a transcript of the gene vclb, whose product is annotated as vinculin b. The transcript is spliced from 22 exons. Bases 134 to 3130 code for a protein of 998 amino acids. Gene Ontology annotation, molecular function: structural molecule activity; actin filament binding. Lineage: Eukaryota; Metazoa; Chordata; Chondrichthyes; Orectolobiformes; Rhincodontidae. Gene Ontology annotation, biological process: cell adhesion. Gene Ontology annotation, cellular component: actin cytoskeleton. The record is from RefSeq and is a predicted model, not a curated record.